UCGUAGCCCCUAACUUCUUGCUCUUCGGCUUUCGCGAUUUUGUGUACUGAAAGGAUGUCUGGUCGCGGGAAAGGCGGCAAAGGGUUGGGAAAAGGAGGCGCCAAGCGCCACCGGAAGGUCUUACGGGACAACAUCCAGGGUAUUACGAAGCCCGCCAUCCGCCGGCUGGCCCGCCGAGGGGGUGUCAAGCGCAUUUCGGGACUCAUCUAUGAGGAGACCCGGGGAGUGCUUAAAGUAUUUCUGGAGAACGUGAUCCGCGAUGCAGUGACUUACACGGAGCACGCCAAGCGCAAGACAGUCACCGCGAUGGACGUGGUGUACGCGUUGAAACGCCAGGGCCGCACGUUGUAUGGCUUCGGUGGCUGAGCAGUCCCGGCGGCUUAUCUCCACAUUUCUAAAGGCCCUUUUAAGGGCCCCCAGGACGUCAAGAAAAGAGCGAACACUUUGCAUUUACUGUGUGAAUGUGGAAUCUAGACGCAGAUCGGUGCAUUGGAUGAAAUGCACCAGCCCGGUGCCCUGAAAGUACCUGUCCCGGAGGGUAGCUGCGGGUUGCAGGCGGCGGGCUUUGGGCUUCCGGAGGGAGGUGUGGGCGGUUAGUGCUUGCAGUAGGGGCCCAGCGCCGCUCGCAUAGGAUGUAGUUUGGGGAGUGCGGUACCGGGUGGAGACCUCGUUCUAUGGUACACAUACACACUGGGCUCCUGAGGUGACUUCGGGUUCCAUUUGAGGGAAGAAUGCAUCUCCACUGCAGAAAAACCACGUUUUAGAUGUGGCGGUUGGCUUGUAAGCGGCCGAGGCCUCUGUCCCUGAGCCUAUAUGCAGGAUGCUAUGCAAAUUAGGGCUAGUUGGUGCUGCCUCCGAUUGGGUCUGGGGACCACGCGUCAGAGGGGACGGGUCCUCGUCUGUGCGGCACGGUUGCCUGGCCCCUGAGAACGCGGAAGUACAGAUAGCGCGGAAAGUGCUAAGUGCGGUUCUAGUGUGGCACGCAGUAGUGCCGCCUUCUGUGAAUAUUUUUUUUGCUGACGUUUGAGUAGGAGGUGACCCAGUGCCGACGCUGAAUAAAGGCGGCCAAGCGCGGGCGAAGUCGAAGGCGGGGCCAAGGCUCGCGGCCUCGGCCAGUGACCAGCUGCAGUUAGCGGCAUGGAGCGGAGAAGGAGAGAGAGAGGAUCCUAAGCAGGCUCUGCACUGUCAACACAGAGCCUGAUGUGGGGCUCGAACCCACAAACCGCGAGAUCUUGGCUUGAGCCGAAAUCAGGUGUUGGACACUCAUCCAUCUGAGCCACCCAGGUGACCCUGUAUCAUGUGAUUCAGUCCUAUCAAAAUGGAAGCCAGCCACUCAGUCCAGCACCACAAAUCUUUGGGAACCCAAGAAAGCAGUGGAUGGCUCUCCAGCAAGUAACUUUGACAAGGGCUCCUAUAUUCAAAUGUGACUGGAGGCUGACCCCUGAUAUGCCAUCAUUGAGUCUGUAGAACCUGGAAAAUUAGAAUCUGUUAGAUGUGGGAGAAUGAGAGGAAGAUAGGUGAUUGUCAACACUCCAGACCCCAAAAGAGACUGAACCUUGGUGGAUCAUGGAUCUGGGUACCCCUUGGGCUGUGGCCACUGUGUCAUCCACCAACUGAGAAGAAUGGGUCAUGAAGAGAGAAAAGGAGCUGUUGUUCGGCCUGGACACUCACCUGCUUACAGAGGCAAAACAAAUUC
Messenger RNA from Acinonyx jubatus (cheetah), 1696 nucleotides. Its product is annotated as histone H4. The record is from RefSeq and is a predicted model, not a curated record. Gene Ontology annotation, cellular component: nucleosome. Lineage: Eukaryota; Metazoa; Chordata; Mammalia; Carnivora; Felidae. Gene Ontology annotation, molecular function: structural constituent of chromatin; DNA binding; protein heterodimerization activity. Gene Ontology annotation, biological process: nucleosome assembly. The coding region runs from base 55 to 366 and encodes 103 amino acids. The transcript has 5 exons.